Molecule: messenger RNA, 1815 nt
Organism: Rana temporaria (common frog)
Lineage: Eukaryota; Metazoa; Chordata; Amphibia; Anura; Ranidae
Product: cytochrome P450 2K1-like
Exons: 10
Coding region: 178-1659 (493 amino acids)
Biological process (GO): xenobiotic metabolic process
Cellular component (GO): intracellular membrane-bounded organelle; cytoplasm
Molecular function (GO): heme binding; oxidoreductase activity, acting on paired donors, with incorporation or reduction of molecular oxygen, reduced flavin or flavoprotein as one donor, and incorporation of one atom of oxygen; iron ion binding
Source: RefSeq, a predicted model, not a curated record
UAUAAUCUGUAUGACGCAAAAACUUGUAGUAUAUUCAGAAUGUGUUUACAGAAUUUAAAGCAAUUGGAGAUGGGGGGUGGAGCUGUCAUGAGGAAACACAGACAAUUCAGUGUGCAAGUAGAUCCCAGACUGAGGAUUCCUUAGAACAGGACAGAACAGAAACAGAAUUCUGGAGUCAUGUUCUUUAUUGACCCAUUCUCAAUUCUUCUGCUGGUUCUGGUUUGUCUUUUUUUUGUGAAGGUCACUUGUGGCUCCAACCAGAAUGUUUACCCAAAUUUCCCACCCGGCCCAAAACCUUUACCCAUCAUUGGAAAUAUGCAUAUUCUGGACCUGAAAAGACCAUACAGGACGUUCUUGGAGCUGGCUAAGAAAUAUGGGUCAGUGUUCAGCGUACAAAUAGGGACACAAAAGAUGGUAGUCCUAUGUGGCUAUGAGACGGUGAAGGAUGCUCUCAUCAACCAUGCUGAAGAGUUUUCUGAGAGACCUUACAUCCCCAUAUUCCAAGACGUUACACAAGGACAUGGUAUUAUAUUUGCUCAUGGUGACAAUUGGAAAGUGAUGAGACGGUUUGCUCUUUUAACACUAAGAGACUUUGGGAAGGGGAAGAAAACUCUUGAAAACAUGAUUAUUGAAGAGAGUGAAUGUUUGGUGAACAAUUUUAAAUCCUUCGGAGGAAAACCAUUUGAAAGCACCAUGAUAAUGAAUGCUGCUGUGGCCAAUAUCAUUGUGUCCAUCUUACUGGGCCAUCGCUUUAACUAUGAUGAUCCAGUAUUCGUGAGAUUAUUGCAUUUAAUAAAUGAAAACAUAAGACUAGUUGGAUCUCCUAUGGUUACGCUGUACAAUACCUAUCAAUCUGUGAUGCGCUGGCUACCAGGAGGACAUAAAACUGUGAAUAGGAAUGCCAUUGAGAUGCGUCAGUUCAUUACAGGAACCUUCACCAAGUACAAGGAUCAGCUGGAUGCCAACGAUCAAAGAAAUCUUAUUGAUGCCUUCUUUAUCAAGCAGCAAGAGGAGAAAUCCAAAUCCCCCACAUAUUUCCAUGAUAACAAUUUAACAGUCGUCAUUAGCAACCUGUUCUCUGCCGGUAUGGAGACGACCUCAACGACUUUGAGAUGGGGGCUUCUGCUAAUGAUGAAAUAUCCGGAGAUUCAAAAGAAUGUCCAGGAUGAAAUAGAUAAAGUCAUUGGAUCUGCUGUUCCUCUGAUUGAGCACCGGAAAGAGAUGCCAUAUACAGAUGCUGUUAUACAUGAGGUUCAGCGCUUUGGCAACAUAGUACCGUUGAACAUUCCACAUGCCACCACACAAGAUGUUACUUUUAAAGGUUACUUUUUACCAAAGGGGACAUAUGUGAUCCCAUUACUGACAUCUGUACUGCGAGAUGAGGAUCACUUUGAGAAACCGGACGAGUUCUACCCACAACAUUUUCUUGAUUCAAAGGGGAAUUUCUUGAGAAAAGAAGCAUUUCUGCCAUUUUCAGCAGGUAAGAGAAGUUGUGCCGGUGAGAAUUUGGCUAAACUUGAGCUAUUUCUCUUCUUUACAAGACUGCUGCAAAACUUCACCUUCCAGGCUCCUCAUGGAGCAAAACUUGACCUCACUCCUGCAGUUGGAUUCACAACUCCUCCAAUGAGCCAUGACACGUGUGCUGUGUCUCGCACCUGAUGAGGAAGGCCAUUACACACAGCAUUUUCAGAAAACAUUUUUAAAAUACAUUUUUGUACAGAAGUGUGUUUACAGAGAGACAAAAUAACAAGUGUUACAAAUGUCCUCCUAACUCACUGAUAGACUAAACGCUAAAAUAAAGUUAUAAUAAAUGGA